Molecule: messenger RNA, 1686 nt
Organism: Leishmania braziliensis MHOM/BR/75/M2904
Lineage: Eukaryota; Euglenozoa; Kinetoplastea; Trypanosomatida; Trypanosomatidae
Product: phosphate-repressible phosphate permease
Exons: 1
Coding region: 1-1686 (561 amino acids)
Biological process (GO): phosphate ion transmembrane transport
Cellular component (GO): membrane
Molecular function (GO): phosphate transmembrane transporter activity
Source: RefSeq, a predicted model, not a curated record
AUGAUCCACCCGUAUCUAUGGAUCGUGGUCGUGGGGGGGUUUGUGGGCUUCCUCGUGGCGUGCGGCAACGGCGCCAACGACCUCGCCAACGCCUUCGGCACCAGCUACGGCUCGCGUGUGCUCACAAUGCUACAGAUCGUACUCAUCGCCUCCGUCUGUGAGUUCGCCGGCGCUGUCGGGCUUGGCAGCCAAGUCGCUACCACCAUGUCCAGCGGCAUCGCCAAACUGUCGUACUUCGAGAAGGACCCCUACGUACUCAUGUAUGGCUUCCUCUGCACGCUCGGCGCGACCUUCAUCUGGCUGCUGCUCGCCACGAUCAACAGCCUGCCCGUGUCGUCGCACCACGCCGUCGCAGGCGGCAUCAUUGGCUUCUCGCUGGUGUACGGCGGUGGCGACGCGGUUGUGUGGGCCGGCCGCAAGAGCAGCUUUCCCUACAUCUCUGGAGUUGCCCCCAUCGUCAUCUCCUGGUUCAUCUCGCCGCUGCUGUCCGGCAUCGUUGCCGCUAUACUGUACAGCAUGGCCCGCUACCUGCUCCUUGAACGAACGUUUGCCGUGCGCCUUGCUCCGUACCUCAUGCCUGUUGUGGUGUUUGUCGUCGUCUUCCUCGAGUUCGUCUUCAUCUUCCUCAACGCUGCCAAAAACCUGCUGACGUGGUCGUCCGCGCGCGCGGCGUGGGUGGCAGUCGUCGUGGCCUCCGGCGUGGCGGUGGCGUCGCUGGCGGCAAUCCCUCUCAUGAAGCGCCGCAUCGAGUCCCUACGCCUUUCCGGUGAAAAUCAUGCGGCGGAGGAAGGCUGUGAUGCUGUGGAGGCGAUGCGAAUGAAGCUGGCGGGCGCGCGCUCGUCGGUCAUCCGCACCUUCGAGACCAGGACGCAGGCCGCCGAGGGCCACAUGCUGGCGAAGCAGCGCCGCAAGGAGCGCAAGGCGCUGUGCAACCCCAAGACGACCAAGCCCAUCGAGGAGGGCAGAAACGAUGCGGAGGACGCACGCGCGGAAAAUAAACUCAGUACAGUGUCACGCCUGGUGGACGGCGCCGUUGUGCGCGACGAAUCCUCGGAUGUGGAUAGCCCAUUCGACGAGAACGAUGCGCCCCGCGUGUCUGAGAUCGAUCCGAACGUCAACUACCUAAAGUAUGACGAGAGCGGCGUGCGCAUGUUCGACCCGCGCGCCGAGUACAUGUUCCGUCUACUACAGAUCGUCACUGCUGCCUGCACGUCGUUGGCGCACGGCUCCAACGAUGUCAGCAACUCAAUCGGUCCCUAUGCUGCCAUCUACCAGCUGUACAAUACUGGUAACGUGGCGAGCACGGCGCACAUUGAACUGUGGCUGUUGUGCCUUGGCGGCAUCGGCAUCGUGGUCGGGUUGGCCACCUUCGGGCUGCCUAUCAUGCGGCUGCUGGGCGAGAAACUGGCGGUCCUGACGCCGGCACGCGGCUGCGCGGCUGAGGUGGCCACGGCACUCGUCGUGUCGCUGGCGUCCACGUACGGCAUCCCUGUGUCGUCUACGCACUGCAUCACCGGUGCAGUUUUGGCCAUCUCCAUGGUCGACGUCGGCAUCCACCGCGUGCGCUGGAUCCUCGUGCUGAAGAUGUACGCCGGCUGGAUCUUCACGAUAGUCGUCACCGCCAUCAUCUCCGCCUGCUUCUUUGCGCAAGCCAUCGCCGCCCCAGUGCCUCGUGACAGGGGCUAA